ACUUACUGUCAUGCCACAACCCUAUGAGCAAAUAACUUUUUUUAGAAAAUAUAUAUUGUCGGUGAUAUAAAUCUCUCUUGUUCAGAGUUAGCAUGGAAUAGUCAUUGCCUCACUGGAGUCUGAGAAGGGUUCUUCAUGAUCCUAUUUAUUGAGUUGAAAAGGACCACUUUUCUGAAACAACUUGCAGAGAUUGUUACCACCACAGCACAACCAUGAAUUGUUGGAAUCUGAUUUAUGCAAUUGGGUUAUUCAAUCUGUGUGUGACAAGUACACUCAUUCAAGUCUCAUUUGGGAAAGCCUCAAACUUCAGCAGAUGUUGGUUCCCAGCAAUUUACAACUUUGGGGAUUCAAAUUCUGACACAGGAGCUGUUUCUGCAGCAUUCACUGGAGUGAAGCCUCCCAAUGGCAUAAGCUUCUUUGGAAGCCUCUCAGGAAGGGCUUCUGAUGGCCGUCUCAUCAUAGAUUACAUUACUGAAGAGUUGAAGCUGCCAUACCUGAGUGCAUAUUUGGACUCAGUUGGAUCAAAUUACAGACAUGGUGCAAACUUUGCAGUUGGAGGCUCUUCCAUUCGGCCUGGUGGUUAUAGUCCAUUCCCUCUUGGCCUUCAAGUAGAUCAGUUUCUACAGUUCAAGUCUCGCACCAACAUUCUCUUCAAUCAGCUUUCUGACAACAGGACAGAGACACCUUUCAAAAGUAGUCUUCCAAGGCCUGAGGACUUUUCCAGGGCCCUAUACACAUUUGAUAUUGGACAAAAUGAUCUUGCCUUUGGUCUUCAGCACACUUCACAGGAACAAGUUAUCAAGUCAAUUCCUGACAUUUUGAGCCAGUUCUUCCAAGCAGUGCAGCAACUAUAUUAUGAAGGGGCAAGAGUGUUCUGGAUUCAUAACACUGGUCCAAUUGGAUGCUUGCCCUACAGUUACAUUUAUUAUGAGCCCAAGAAGGGUAACAUUGAUGCAAAUGGCUGUGUGAAACCUCAGAAUGAUCUCGCUCAGGAAUUUAACAGGCAGCUCAAGGACCAAGUGUUUCAGAUAAGGAGAAAGUUCCCACUUGCCAAAUUUACGUAUGUUGAUGUUUACACUGCUAAAUAUGAACUAAUCAGCAAUGCAAGGAGCCAAGGUUUUAUGAGUCCGUUGGAGUUCUGUUGUGGCAGUUACUAUGGCUACCACAUAAACUGUGGGAAGAAAGCCAUAGUAAAUGGAACAGUAUAUGGCAAUCCAUGCAAAAAUCCUUCUCAACAUGUUAGUUGGGAUGGCAUACACUACUCUGAGGCUGCAAAUCAAUGGGUUUCUAAGAGAAUUCUCUAUGGCUCCUUCUCUGACCCACCAAUUCCAAUUGGGCAAGCAUGUUUCUGAGCACAGUUCAUCUGUUACUAGCUAGCUACUCAUAUUGAGAUAUAGAACCAUACAUUAUUGGGGCUUCACUCUUCACAUUGUUAUUUCAAUAAACAAGGAAUUUGUGUAAGAACAAUUUGAAUGGCAUGCACAUAACAGUGCCUAAUUUAUGUUGUGGAAAAAGCUAGUGUAGCUUAGUUUCAUGUGAGGUCACACUGCAACGGCUCAACUACCAGAAAAUGUUCAUAUGUCUAAAGGAUUGGAAUUUGGAAGAGAUAAUUUGUUGUUCAUCCAACCAAUAUAAUGGAUUUUAGUACA
This is a messenger RNA of Vigna unguiculata (cowpea), 1649 nucleotides long. Its product is annotated as GDSL-like Lipase/Acylhydrolase superfamily protein. Gene Ontology annotation, molecular function: hydrolase activity, acting on ester bonds. Lineage: Eukaryota; Viridiplantae; Streptophyta; Magnoliopsida; Fabales; Fabaceae. The record is from RefSeq and is a predicted model, not a curated record.